Molecule: messenger RNA, 3381 nt
Organism: Xyrauchen texanus (razorback sucker)
Lineage: Eukaryota; Metazoa; Chordata; Actinopteri; Cypriniformes; Catostomidae
Product: MAP kinase-interacting serine/threonine-protein kinase 2-like
Exons: 14
Coding region: 186-1616 (476 amino acids)
Biological process (GO): intracellular signal transduction; peptidyl-serine phosphorylation; protein autophosphorylation
Cellular component (GO): nucleus; cytoplasm
Molecular function (GO): ATP binding; calcium-dependent protein serine/threonine kinase activity; calcium/calmodulin-dependent protein kinase activity
Source: RefSeq, a predicted model, not a curated record
ACUUAGAAGACACUUUCUAAACGGUGGGUUUGAGCAACGGCGUGAACGCUGGCGCCUCACGGCUAGAAACAGGGAGUCCUCUGGUGCACGACCACCUUGAGGCGAUCAGUAUUUGAAUCAAAUGAGCCACUGCACUGUAAUUAAGGCACCAAGACGCGCUUCAUCAUUUGGUACUUUUAAAAAAAAUGGUACAAAACAAGAUCACCGAAGUCACCGGAUUCCAUUGCUCCUUCAAGGGUCUAAACCCUUUCAAGACUGAUGGAUUCAUGGAAUCAGAAUCCCAUCUUGAAUUGUCCUUCAAGUUAGACUGCUCCUCAAGAACUGACAUGCCAGCCAGCCAACCCAUUGACAUCCCUGAUGUCAAGAAGAGAAACAAGAAGAAGAAGAGAUGCAGAGCCACAGACAGUUUCUCUGGACGCUUUGAAGAUGUUUACAAACUACAAGAUGAGGUUCUUGGAGAAGGGGCUUAUGCUGUUGUACAGACCUGCAUCAAUCUGAUCACCAGGAAAGAAUAUGCAGUCAAGAUCAUUGAGAAGAGGCCGGGACACAGUCGGAGCCGUGUCUUUAGGGAGGUGGAAAUGCUCUACCAGUGCCAGGGCCACAGAAACAUUUUGGAACUGGUGGAAUACUUUGAGGAAGAGGACAAAUUUUAUUUGGUCUUUGAGAAACUUAGAGGUGGUUCUAUCUUGACUCACAUACAUAGACGGCAACACUUUAAUGAGCAGGAGGCCAGCAUAGUGGUGCAGGACAUCGCCAGUGCUCUGGAUUUCCUUCACAACAAAGGGAUGGCACAUCGAGACCUUAAGCCAGAGAACAUUCUCUGUGAACACUGUGACCAGAUUUCUCCAGUGAAGAUCUGUGAUUUUGACCUGGGUAGUGGGAUCAAGUUGAACAGCGACAGCUCACCAAUUUCCACCCCUGAACUAUUGACUCCGUGUGGUUCUGCUGAAUACAUGGCCCCUGAGGUGGUGGAGGCCUUUAAUGAAGAAGCUAGCAUCUACGACAAGCGCUGUGACUUGUGGAGCCUUGGUGUCAUCCUUUACAUCAUGCUGAGUGGAUACCCACCCUUUGUGGGUCACUGUGGAACAGACUGUGGUUGGGAUUGGGGAGAGCCCUGCCAAGCCUGCCAGAGCAUGCUGUUUGACAGUAUUCAGGAAGGGAAAUACAAGUUUCUGAAGGAGGACUGGGCACAUAUAUCCCCUGCAGCCAAAGACCUAAUCUCCAAGCUGUUGGUGCGGGACGCCAAAGACCGCCUAAGUGCAGCCCAAGUCCUGCAGCACCCAUGGGUCAAGGGGUGUGCACCCAACACUGUAUCAGCAUCCAUACUACAUCAGAGGGGUGGUCAUGCUCAGGACUUGACGUUCUUUGCGGGACAAGCUGUGGCCAUGAACCGGGAGCUGGCUGAGAGGGAGGAGAGUGAGGAGCAGCAGCUUGAGAAGGAGAUCUCUUCCCCACUUCUCUCCAGCAGCUCUGGGUCCAUGUUGCUGUCUCCUCCCUCCAGGUCCACGCUGGCCCGCCGCAGGAAGACCGCAGGAAGUCAAGACAAAGGGCCGGUGUGUGCUGCUGAACUCUGUCUGCUCCUCGCCCCUCUAGUUAUUGUGGGCGAUUGUGCCUAAUUUUUACAAUUUCUUUGGCCUCUGAUUCCCCCCACCAACCACUUUUGAAAUCUUCAGCUAGGCAGUGCAUUGACCUCCAACCACUCUGCCCACUUAAUCUGUGGAUCAUAAGCUCUUGUGGGAGGAAUGUUUGUAGCACUUAAAGCACACAAACCUCAAAGUUCCCAGUAAACAUAAUUUUGAUUGGGUAAAGGCUGUUGUGGCUGAAAAGACAAAUGUUUACGUCUGUGUCUCUCCAGACUCUUUUGAUAUAACAAAACGUUUAUGAAAAAGCCCCUGAGAACCAAAGGACUCCUGUCGAUCUGCUCCCAUUCAAAAAAGGCUUGGUCCCACUGAAGCAAUUUAGUUAUUUUUGUUUCUUUUUUUUUUUCUUUUUUGUUUUUUUUCUUUGAGCAUUAGAAAAAAAAAAUGCUUCCAUUGGGUUUGUGCUUAUGCAAUCUUUAAGACUUAAAGUAUUUCACCUUCAGUUACUCGAGAGGGUGAAAUUGAUGGCUGACUCUUUAAUUUACCCACAGCUAUUGCUGUGACUUGGAGGCAAUUUGACCAAUUUAUUAUUCAAGUUAUGCAGGGCUGAAAUUGCAGCCAUGUUGUGUGGGGUUAUCUUUUGUCCUGAAUUUUCAGACCUCAUUUACCAAUCUUGCCCUUGCUCCACUGUUACUGUAAGAAUACAUCUCAGCAGUGUCUUUGCUGUGUUUUUGGCGGAAACCUCCAGGAUCUCUUUUUGAAUGGGGUAACAAAUCAGAGUUUUGAGCAGAUUAGGGUGCAAAACACUUUGUAAAUUCAUUGGAGUUACAGUUUUUUUGUAUUCAAUUUUGUCCUUUCACUUUUUAGUCUUUAUCAGAGAUAAUUGAACAGUGCAGCACAUCUGAUCAAAGCCUUCAUGAAUUAGGUUGCACAAUCAUAUUUUCUUCCCCUUUUUUUAUUUUUUGUUUUGUUUUUUUACAUGGCCUCAAAUACCACGAAGAGGUUUGGUAUGUGGUUUCAAAGAAUAUAAAGGUAGUGAUAGAAGACUGGUGGGAAUGGUCCAAAAAAUGGGCUGGUAAACCCAGUGUCACAAGCAAAUAUGUAGAUCAACAAAACAAGUGCCCCUGUCAUUACUGCAGGAUUAUUUUUUAUUUUUAAGGGAUAUGUUUGCUAGUAAUUUCUUACAGGAAGACUUUCUUGUAAUGGAACAAAAGUUGAUUCCCUUUAUCAGAUGGAAACUACCUUUUGAAUCAGACCAACUUAGAAUUUGCUAAGUUUUUUUUUUUUUUUUUUUUUUAACACAUGGUAUUUUCAAUGUUCUGAAGCCACUUUUACUACAUGAAUGCUUGAUCCUACCUUUUUUUUUUUUUUGUUUGUUUUUUUUUGUUUUUGUUUUUUUGUUAAAGGGACCUGUGGUGUAGGUUUCAUGUCUGUCUUGUGUUUUUAUGUGGUUGCACAAUUUUUAUUUUUCACUUGACUCCGAGGGGCCAAAACACAAAACUUGACAACUUGUUCAACUAAAGUGGUUAAAUGUCUUGAUUCAUAAUUUACUUUAUCCAAAAUCAGGGCUUAAUUUAUAUUUUUGAGAUAACAAAAUGCCUUGCAAAGUUUUUUAUUUGAAUGUGUACCUGAGGGGAAAAUAAAUCUGCCUCCUUUACAGAUGCUUUAAAAUUUUACAUCUAUUCUUGUCAACUGCAACUCCCAAAUAUUGUAUAGCCAAAAAACAACCUAAAGUGGAUGUUCCUGUAACUUUCCAAAUAACAACUUUGUAUAAAUUAUCUCUGAAUAAAACUUAUCAUUU